AUGAAGACUGUUCGCGCCGAAAGCUGUAACAAUAAACCAGCUGAAGAAUGUCGCGACGCAAUCAACAGUGUGAUACAGAAGACUGGGGUAUCUACUCACGUCAAACGCUUCAUUCCCGUUGCACCUUGGGUUCUCUGGCUUCUGGCAGGAUGGGUGUUAUCCACAAUAGCCUACGAGUACAACCAAGACCUGGGCAAAGCGAUAAAGCUCCCCCCAGAGGAUCUCCGGCAGAUUCAAUCGAUGGCCGGUGCUCAAGAAAUUGCUAUCGUGACGGCCGCCGAUGCCAGCGCUAUCGCAGCUACUUUAACAAUUCGACCCCCCGCGACGAUCACGCCGACGAGUCUUAUCAGCAUCGAAACGCUCACUACAGCCAGUGACGGACACGAAGCCGGAGAUAUUGUGUAUCAUAUUCCCGAAGGAACGGCCGGACGCAUCCAGGACUUCUUGGGGAUGACCGGCCUUGAAGAGACCCAGCAGAUCUGUCAGGGCCAGGACCUGAAGCGCGCUGAUACUACUGAGGAGUGCAUCGAACGUAUUUUACGCCAUGCUAUGGACCUUGCGGAUACCGGCCCAGACAACCUAAUGGCCUUGGCUCAGGCGAAUAUUCCGAUUGAACCAGCUGUUGGUCAAGCCAUUGGGUUUCCGAUUCCUGAUAUCUCCAUCGGCGAAUCCGUAGUUAUCGUUCGGCUAUAUCGCCAGGUCUUCACUGCAACCGCGCCAGCCCCUCAGCCUGACCUGAAUUGGGACCCCUCCGUCCUCGCUAGAAGUGCGCUAAGUCUCGCCAUCGCUGCACAUGCGGCUAUGCUCGUUGGUCAGACUCUCCUCGACAUAUUCGUCAGCAAGAGUGAUAUCAUCACUGAUCUAAAGGAGGAGGACCUAACAUGUGCUAAAGAUCUCAUAUGCACACUCGAUGACUGUAAGGGCCAAGACGAGGUCACCGAACGUCUGAGUUGGAUGGUCAGUUCAAGUACCCCUUCGACGCCCAUAUGUCGCACGUGCACGCAGCCCAAGAAUUUCGGAUGCAGAUGCGAAGUUGUCGAAUAUCCCUACGUGUACGAGGUGCCGAAAGGAUACAUGGAUGCGCAAUACGCAUGGCUCGAAGAGCUCAUCAAGCGAGCCAAAGAGCCUGUGCUUGAAGCUGAAUGCAAGAGCAAUCUGCAAAGGUUUGAUGAAGGGACGUUAGGUCCCCCGAAUCCGGGUUCUUCACAGACCUUUGACCCCAGAUCCAGCUUUGAAGGGUAA
This is a messenger RNA of Alternaria incomplexa, 1242 nucleotides long. RefSeq lists its product as uncharacterized. The transcript has 3 exons. Bases 1 to 1242 code for a protein of 413 amino acids. The record is from RefSeq and is a predicted model, not a curated record. Lineage: Eukaryota; Fungi; Ascomycota; Dothideomycetes; Pleosporales; Pleosporaceae.